This is a messenger RNA of Cornus florida, 922 nucleotides long. RefSeq lists its product as uncharacterized. The record is from RefSeq and is a predicted model, not a curated record. The transcript has a single exon. Bases 141 to 521 code for a protein of 126 amino acids. NCBI's taxonomy places the organism in Eukaryota, Viridiplantae, Streptophyta, Magnoliopsida, Cornales, Cornaceae.
UUGAAUUGAGCAACCAAUGCUUCCUAAUUACUCCUUUCUUCAUCACCAACAAGCCUUCAAAAAGACUCAAACACAUCUCAACAAGUCUAAAAAAAAUUUAUGUUCAUUGAAAAAUUAUUUCCUUUCCACUUUCCACAACCAUGUUUGGUUCCACAAUUGAGUUGAUCACUCUGGCAGCUUCCAAUUCUCUUGUCAUCUUUUGUUUCUGCAAUUUGAUCAUAGUCUUUGUACUUGUGGGUGUCUCAAAACCCACCUCACAUUUUGAUCAAGAUAGUACUGCUAUUCCUUCCUCAAAAGUUGCCAACGGAAGCAAGAAUGGCACAAAAGGAGAAGAGAACAACGCGUUAACAAGCUCUCCUGAAGCGUCGUCGUAUCAUGUUAGCGAGGCAACAGUCGGUGAAAAUGAGGUGAAUGACGAUAAAGAAGAUGAUGAUGAGUUGAGAAGAAGAGUAGAAGAAUUCAUUCAUAAAAUCAAUGAAAGCUGGAAGGUAGAGAAGUUGGGGACAUCUCCUCUAGUUUGAUAGCACAGUUUGACAUAAACAUGUCCGGGGUAAAGAGUUUGAGCACUGAAGACGGUAAUUUAGUGGUAUUUUUUCACCUUUCUAAAUGAAAAAUUGAAGGUUCAACCGUUCAAGUCCUUAGAGAUCAACGUGUGUUAUUUUCUUAGAUAAUAUAUAUAUAUAUAUAUAUAUAUAUAUAUAUAUAUGCAAUGUAUGGAUUUAAAUCUUAUUCCUGGUAUUGUAUUUGGUAAGAAAUUUUGAUUCAAGGAUGAUCUUAGAGUUGGUAUUGUACACUGUUGUUUGAAUUUGUUUCUCCCUACUUGUCUUUUUUGAAAUUCCCCUUGAAACAAAGUCUUUUUCUUUUCUUUGUUUUUUUUCUUUUUAUCACAACCACCAAGUCCCCUUCUUCUAAAGUAAAAAGU